This is a messenger RNA of Myxocyprinus asiaticus (Chinese sucker), 2207 nucleotides long. Its product is annotated as ileal sodium/bile acid cotransporter-like. The transcript has 6 exons. The coding region runs from base 293 to 1396 and encodes 367 amino acids. Gene Ontology annotation, molecular function: bile acid:sodium symporter activity. Lineage: Eukaryota; Metazoa; Chordata; Actinopteri; Cypriniformes; Catostomidae. Gene Ontology annotation, cellular component: apical plasma membrane. Gene Ontology annotation, biological process: bile acid and bile salt transport. The record is from RefSeq and is a predicted model, not a curated record.
GGGAAUGAGUUAAAGUUCUCUACGAGUCUCUUGACACACGGGAUGUAGGAGAGAGGGAACACAGGGGUGAUAGAAAUUGCUUUAGGAAAAUGUAAAGGACCUAACUUGUUUAACUUAAUUUGGAGUCUUAGCGACUUAAUCCAAAUCAGCCUCUCAGAAGACAGAGCCAUCAUCUCUGUGAUUGGAAUCUACACCUUUGACCAGUUUCUUAAUUGAUUUCCCCUUAGGAUCCUACUUUAAAUUUUUCCCUUAAUUCGAACUUUUAUUUUAUUUAUUUUAAUUUUUUUUCAACAUGUGCACACCACAGCCCAUCUGCCUCGCCAAUGCAACCAUCUGCUCAGGCAAGUCCUGCCUGUUGCCCCCUAAUAACUUCAAUCAGAUUCUUGGCGUGGUGAUGAGCACUGUUAUGACCGUCAUGCUGGCCAUGGUCAUGUUUUCAAUGGGCUGUACUGUUGAGGCAAAAAAGCUCUGGAGUCACAUCUGCAGGCCCUGGGGCAUUUUCAUUGGUUUCCUCUGCCAGUUUGGCAUUAUGCCCUUCACAGCCUUUGCUCUUGCUCUGGCCUUCAACGUGCUUCCAGUCCAAGCUGUAGUCAUCAUCAUCAUGGGCUGUUGCCCUGGAGGUUCCAGCUCAAACGUUAUCUGCUAUUGGCUUGAUGGUGACAUGGACCUAAGUAUCAGCAUGACAGCAUGUUCUUCCAUCCUGGCUCUCGGCAUGAUGCCUCUUUGUCUACUCAUCUACACCUCAGUCUGGACUUCUGCCGAUGCAAUCCAGAUCCCUUACGACAGCAUUGGGAUCACACUUGUGAGUUUACUUGUGCCUGUUGCUGUUGGAAUGUACGUGAAACACAGGUGGCCCAAAGCAGCAAAAAAGAUCCUCAAAGUUGGAUCAGCAGUGGGAAUCAUCCUCAUCAUUAUUAUCGCCGUGGUAGGUGGUGUGCUGUACCAGUCCUCAUGGACCAUUUCUCCUUCUCUCUGGAUCAUCGGAACUAUUUAUCCCUUUGUCGGCUUUGGUCUUGGCUUUCUGUUUGCUCGCUUUGUGGGACAACCUUGGUACAGGUGUCGCACCAUUGCUUUGGAAACAGGCAUGCAGAACGCUCAGCUAUGCAGUACUAUUACUCAGCUGUCUUUCACCCAGGCGGAGCUUGAUGUCAUGUUUGCCUUCCCCUUAAUCUACAGUAUCUUUCAGCUGGUUAUAGCUGGGAUUGCAGUGGGAAUUUAUUACUCACUGAAGCACUCCUGUCAGAAGAAUUCAGCAGAGGAAGAUGGGGAAAGUGCACAGAGCACUAUUGAGUUGGGCUCCAAUAAGGAAAAGCAGAAUUAUGCCUUGGAGAAUGGUGGCUUUCAGCGUGAUGAGAAUGACAACACAGAGGAAAAGGGCAAAGGUACGCAGUUGUGAGCUAGCAUUAAACUCAUCCUCACACUUGCCUGUGUGACUGGACGAGUCAAGAUUGACCUCCUCUAGUGGGAGGUGUAAUCUGCAAGUUCACAUAGUUCAGUUUAUCAUUGUGUAAGCUAUUAAGUACUGAUUAUCAUCUACAACCAAAGAGUGUAUAAUUUGCCAACCCCAGAACAUAGGUCUCUCAAGACAACUGGACUGACUUUUCCAUAUUAAAAAAUCCUUCAAUUCUACAGUAUGUUUCUAUGAUGACUGCCCACAAAUUUACGAACACAAAACUCAACACUAAAUUGUGUAUGGUAUUGACUAUAGUCAAGUUUUGUCUUUUGCCUGCAACAUUCAAUUUAUAUUACAUUGUACAUUCAUUGUGUAAAUAAAAUAAUCUAUUGAUCGACUGGAAUAUUAUCACUUCUCUUGAAAGCCCUUCGGUGGAAAUAUUGACGUGUCCAAAACAUGUAAAUAAUUCCAAACUAUAACAGUGUAGUAAAGAAGAGAAAUCUGAGUCCUUAAUAUAAAAUAUAUAUUGUAUAUAUGGUGCAUAUAUCAAGGAGGUUGAAUGCAAACUAAUUUAUUCAAAUGUUUUUGUACUUUGUAUACACAUAAUUAUAAUGGGAUUUGUUUUUCUUUUGUUUUUUUUUUUUUUUUGCUUUCUGUAUUUUUAUGUAUGAUACCACACAUUUGGAAACAUUUUAACCUUGUUAGAGAACACAAGCAAUGAGAUGUUUUAUAGCAUUAAUUGCUCCACAGCAUUCCAUUUAAAAAAUUGUUUUAUUUUGUAUGUGUUGUAUUUAAAUGCAUCCAAACAACAUGA